CCGUAUCCAGGAUUUAAACCAAGAUAUCCAUCAUUUCUUUCUCUCCCCUUCUUCCAAUUAUCGAUUUGGUGAGGAUUUCUCCCUCCCGCUUGAAUGAACUAUCGCAGAGCCAAAACGAUAAAUCCAAACCCAUUGAUCCAUUAUGCCAAUAAUCGAUCAAUACCCCACACCCACAAACCUCGACCCCAUGAAAGACCAACUCCAAAGUUCCGCAAGCGCAUUCCCUUCGUCACCGAAGUCAAAACAGUGGAAGACCCGGAAGAAGCAUUGUCCCUCUUUCACCGUUACAAAGAACAGGGUUUCCGGCACUAUUACCCUUCCUAUGCCGCAUUACUCUACAAACUAGCUCGUUCUAGAAUGUUCGAUGCCGUUGAAACGAUUCUCGCUCACAUGAAAGACACCGAAAUGCAAUGCAGAGAGAGCGUUUUCAUUGCCCUCUUUCAACAUUACGGUCCCGAAAAAGCCGUUGAACUCUUCAACAGAAUGCCUCAGUUCAAUUGCACCCGCACGAUACAGUCCUUCAACGCGCUUCUCAAUGUUCUAAUUGACAAUGACAGGUUUGACGAGGCCAAUGAUAUUUUUGGUAAAUCCUAUGAAAUGGGUUUUCGUCCAAACACGGUCACGUUCAAUAUAAUGGUGAAGGGGCGGUUGGCAAAGGGCGAGUGGGGGAAAGCAUGUGAGGUGUUUGAUGAAAUGCUUCAGAAGAGAGUGCAACCGAGUGUUGUCACUUAUAAUAGUCUCAUUGGGUUUUUGUGUAGGAAGGGUGAUUUGGAUAAAGCAAUGGCCUUGCUCGAGGACAUGGGCCAGAAAGGAAAGCAUGCAAAUGAAGUAACAUAUGCGCUGUUGAUGGAGGGUUUGUGCUCUGUGGAGAAGACUGAGGAAGCUAAGAAGCUUAUGUUUGAUAUGGCAUAUCGCGGGUGUAAAGCUCAGCCGGUGAAUUUUGGUGUUUUGAUGAAUGAUCUUGGUAAGAGAGGAAAGGUUGAAGAGGCCAAAUCUUUGCUCCAUGAGAUGAAGAAAAGGCGGCUUAAGCCAGAUGUUGUAACUUACAACAUAUUGAUAAAUUAUCUUUGCAAGGAAGGUAAGGCAAUGGAAGCUUACAAAGUCUUACUUGAGAUGCAGAUUGGGGGAUGUGUGCCGAAUGCAGCUACAUACAGGAUGGUGGUUGAUGGUUUGUGCCAAAUUGGGGAUUUUGAGGUUGCUUUGAGUGUUUUGAAUGCAAUGCUUACUAGUAGACAUUGUCCACGUUCGGAAACAUUUAAUUGUAUGGUUGUUGGCUUGUUGAAAUCUGGAAAUAUUGAUGGUUCUUGCUUUGUUUUGGAAGAGAUGGAGAAGAGAAAGCUAGAAUUUGAUUUGGAGAGCUGGGAAACUAUAAUAAAGUCUGCCUGUAGUGAGAAUAAGGGUGCAAGUGAGCUCAUGACUGUACUUACAUCUCCGUGUAUCUAAUAGAAUUCAUUAGGUAUGAACGAAUUGUCUAUGUCUUCACAAUUUUUUACGCGGAUGUGUUCCAAAGUUUCAUUUGAAUUCACUUUGCCCUUGUUCUAAUCCUAUGUGACACUAACGGUGACUUUCCUGGCACAUAAGUUUUCACUUUUCAAGGAAGUAAUGAAUGAUUUCAUUUCAAGGUGAA
Molecule: messenger RNA, 1627 nt
Organism: Glycine soja
Lineage: Eukaryota; Viridiplantae; Streptophyta; Magnoliopsida; Fabales; Fabaceae
Product: pentatricopeptide repeat-containing protein At1g07740, mitochondrial
Exons: 1
Coding region: 94-1443 (449 amino acids)
Molecular function (GO): protein binding
Source: RefSeq, a predicted model, not a curated record